UGUCCAUAAGAGGGAGUCAAGUUUCUUAUAUGCACCAUUUUCGCCCGCUUCCACAACAGAACUACAGAGCACGUUGACCGGAGAGGGGGGUAAUACUGCUUGACAACGAUUAUUUUCUCUCAUAGUGGCUGUGGAAACUCAUAUCUGCGGUUGGAUAGUCAGUCGGUCGGUCAGUCCGCCCCUUCAGCCUUCACCCACAACUUCGCCUCUUUGCCGCAGCUGAAGAACAAGGGGGUUCAUGAUCAUCAGGAAGCUCUUAAUUUAUUCAUACCUGGAUUAACUCACAGGCGGCAAUAGUUUUUUUCUUUUUCUUUUAGUCUUUUUUUCCCCUCUAACGGAUAGUCUUUUUUCCCUCGUCUGUAAGAAUGUUGUGGAAAUUAGCCGACAACGUGAAAUAUGAGGAUGACUGUGAGGAAAGGCACGACGGCAACAGCAAUGGGAACCCCCGGCUGCCUCACCUGCCAGCGGUCAGCCAGCACCUCUACAGCCCUUCUCCGUCCCUCUCCCACUCGGGCAGUUCGGACUUCCAGCCCCCCUACUUCCCGCCUCCCUACCAACCCAUCUCCUACCCGCAGUCCAGUGACCCCUACUCCCACCUCGGCGACCCUUUCAACAUCAACUCCAUACACCAGUCGCAGUCAUCGAACCAGCAGCAGGCGUGGCCCGGCCGGCAGGGCCAGGAUGGUCUCGUCGCCCACGGGAGGAGCGGACUGGCGAGUCAGAUCCUGGGCCUAGAAGGAGGCUCGUCAGGGGUGAGGAGGGAAGGGUUCCGCCGGCCGGAGUUGCUGCCCCCACACCCGCACAGCAUAGAGCCGUCGGUUAUUGGCGAUAACAUGGGGAUGCACGACAUGGGGCACGGACUGGAGGAUGUUCAAAAUGUAGAUGACCACAGUAUUAUUAUGGCAGAUCAGACAGUCAUCAAAAAAGUAUUAGGACUACGAGGUGGCAGGAACCUUGAUCGCUUACAGAGGACUUAUUAUCAGGGGGGCGUUCUUGCGGGGCCUGUCACUCUACCCAAAGGCAACGCUCUGGGUCUUCCUUUCCAGAAAGAGUCCCUGCUUGGCAUGGUAUCAAACCCAACAGAGGUGUUCUGCUCCGUACCAGGCCGUCUUUCCCUGCUGAGCUCCACAUCCAAAUACAAGGUUACCGUGGCUGAGGUCCAGAGACGUCUGUCACCCCCUGAGUGCCUCAACGCAUCGCUCCUGGGAGGGGUUUUACGCAGAGCCAAGUCAAAAAAUGGAGGUCGCUCUCUAAGAGAAAAGCUUGAUAAGAUUGGGCUCAACCUGCCUGCAGGAAGAAGGAAGGCAGCCAAUGUCACUCUACUUACCUCACUAGUAGAAGGUGAAGCUGUUCAUUUAGCAAGAGACUUUGGUUACGUGUGUGAGACAGAGUUCCCUGCAAAGGCAAUUGCUGAAUACCUGGGCAGGCCGCAUGUGGAACGCAACGAAGUUAACUCUCGCAAGAACAUGCUCCUUGCUGCCAAGCAAAUCUGCAAGGAGUUCACAGACUUGCUUACUCAGGACCGUUCACCUCUGGGAAACUCGCGGCCGGCCCCCAUCAUGGAGCCUGGAAUCCAGGGCUGCCUGACCCACUUCAGCCUCAUCACUCAUGGCUUUGGCUCUCCAGCCAUCUGCGCCGCCAUGACCUCACUUCAGAACUACCUGAACGAGGCGCUCAAACAAGUGGACAAGAUGUACCUUACCUCUGGUAGUGACACCCAGGGGUCCUCAGACAGUGGAAGCAAAUCUACCGACAAAAUGGACAAGCACAGGAAAUGAGAACUCAAAGCAGAAUCCUUAUGAACUUGAGAACCCCUGAGUCCCUUAAUCUUACUGCCCUGUCUGCCCUUUUUGGACUUAUAAAAAUCAAUAUUGAUUGCUAAGUAUUGUCAUUUUGAGAGCUGAAUUUGUGUGUAUGUGUGCGUGU
This is a messenger RNA of Micropterus salmoides (largemouth bass), 1926 nucleotides long. It is a transcript of the gene tfap2c, whose product is annotated as transcription factor AP-2 gamma (activating enhancer binding protein 2 gamma). Gene Ontology annotation, cellular component: nucleus. Lineage: Eukaryota; Metazoa; Chordata; Actinopteri; Centrarchiformes; Centrarchidae. Bases 366 to 1778 code for a protein of 470 amino acids. Gene Ontology annotation, molecular function: RNA polymerase II transcription regulatory region sequence-specific DNA binding; DNA-binding transcription factor activity, RNA polymerase II-specific. The record is from RefSeq and is a predicted model, not a curated record. Gene Ontology annotation, biological process: anatomical structure development; regulation of cell population proliferation; regulation of transcription by RNA polymerase II. The transcript is spliced from 8 exons.